AUGGACGACCAGUUCAACGUCAGGACGGACGACGACCUGUUCCUCGACGAUUUCGAGCCUGUAGAGUCCGAAGCUGUCCCGUCGGUGGUCGCGCCCGAGCCGCAAACGCCAAUCGAACCCUCCUCAUCGGCACCCGAAACCCAGCCAACUCCCGCUGAAGCCAGGCCGCCGAACCCAACCCCCAGAAAGGCCGCCUCCGCCAGGCCGCAUCCGCCCGCGAGCCACGAGCCCCGGCCACGCGGACAACUCGGCCAGUCGCGACAUGCCCCGGCCGCCUCCUCCCCAAACGCACGCGGUGGACGCGGCCAGCGCGGCCGCGGCGGGGGCGGCAUAGGCAAGCCGCACGCGCAGGCGGUACAGCAAGCGAACAAGCCUGAGCCUGCCGAGGGGAGCAGCGCCAGCGCCGCGCCCGAGGACGGCAGCAGCGCGACGCCCUCGGCGACGGCCGACGAGGAUCCCAACGCGCCCCCGCCCAACGCGCCCACGGGCCCCGCGGCGGCGCAGCAGCAGCAGACGACGCCCGUCAAGCCGGCGUCGGUGACGUCGGAGGCGCGCCUCAAGUCCGGCGCGAACCCGCGCACCAAGCUGACGGACGAGGAGCUGUCGGCCAAGAUGGCGGCCAUGGCGGUGGCGUCGGCCGAGAAGAUGCGGCGGCACAACCAAGCGCAGCGGGACGAGCGCGACCACGAGAUGGCCAUGGCGCGCAGCGCCGAGGAUGCGCGCAAGCGCCGCGCGGCGGAGCAGGAGAAGCGCCGCCAGGCCGAGGAGGACCGGCAGAGGCUCGAGGACGAGAGGGCUAGGAACCGCGAGAGGAAGCUCAAGGCUAUGGGCGCCAAGGAUGGCGCCUGGGAGCAGGAGGCGCAGCAGGAGGACAGGAGGGCGUUCACGGGAGGCGCCAACGGCGGCGUCAGGGGGUCUAAGGGUCUCCAUUCCGGCAGGCUGGGCGGGCUUCAGGGUAGCAAGUAUGCCACCGGGGACGGGGACGACGCUUCUGAGGAUCGCGGCUACAGCAACCACCGCGGCGGCCGUGGGGGAGGCCGCGGGCGUGGCCGUGGCGGGGAUUUCGGCGGCGGAGGUGGCGGGCGCAACGGCCAGCAGGUUUCCAAGCCGGCCAUCAACAACGAAGCCGAGUUCCCACCCCUGUCGACAAAAGCUGCACCCAAGGCGGUGGCGGUGGAGACGACCAAGAAGAGCGAGAACCCCGUCAAGAUGUUCUCGCCGCUGGCCCCCAACGCUCGGUGGGAUGACGAGGUUGAAGCCGAGGACGCGAGAGCAAAGGCUGAAGAUAAAGCGGCCGCCUAG
Molecule: messenger RNA, 1302 nt
Organism: Pyricularia pennisetigena
Lineage: Eukaryota; Fungi; Ascomycota; Sordariomycetes; Magnaporthales; Pyriculariaceae
Exons: 1
Coding region: 1-1302 (433 amino acids)
Source: RefSeq, a predicted model, not a curated record